This is a messenger RNA of Dunckerocampus dactyliophorus (ringed pipefish), 4445 nucleotides long. RefSeq names its product serine/threonine/tyrosine interacting protein (gene styx). Bases 1275 to 1913 code for a protein of 212 amino acids. Gene Ontology annotation, biological process: negative regulation of SCF-dependent proteasomal ubiquitin-dependent catabolic process; negative regulation of protein binding; regulation of ERK1 and ERK2 cascade. Lineage: Eukaryota; Metazoa; Chordata; Actinopteri; Syngnathiformes; Syngnathidae. The record is from RefSeq and is a predicted model, not a curated record. Gene Ontology annotation, molecular function: F-box domain binding; protein tyrosine/serine/threonine phosphatase activity. The transcript has 10 exons. Gene Ontology annotation, cellular component: nucleoplasm; cytoplasm.
UCGAUGUAAAAAUGUAGUGGCUAUUGAAGUCUCACUGUCUGCUUUGUCCUUGACGUUGGAACAACAGCACUUUUUCAGCAGUGCAGUUUUGAAUUCCCUGUCGGUGAACGAUGAUGACGGGCGUGGCGUUGUUUCUGCCAUACAGCGGGGUGGAAGUAUCGAUGCUGUCGAUAUCUACAUCCACCUCCUUUCAUUGUAGAAAGCUGGCAAUUUGUUGCUUCGUUGAAGCAACAUCCAUUUCAUCUGGUUGUCCUCUGUCCUGGACUGCCGUGUCAUUUGACCUGUGUAUAAUUCGGAGCCCCGUGAGGAUCGCAUCGUUUAUUCGUGCAUUCUGGUGCAUCUCAUCAAUUGUAUUUUUCAUUUGUUCAGUUUUUUUCCUUUGCGUCGUUCUCUUCCUCAAGAGUGCGGCGCAAUGCAGCAUUAUCAUCCAGUAGUACCUUGAUAUCAUCCUGUUGUACCUUGAUGUCAUUGCGUAGUGAUAUAUUUUCCUCCAAAGGGUUUUUAACCUCCUUAAGAGCAGCGUGCAAGCCAGCAUUGUCAUCUUCUAGUACCGUAAUAUCAUUUUGCAGUGCCUUGGUAUCAUUACACAGUGCUCUAUUUUCCUCCUUAAGGUGUAUGACCUCAUCAUGGAUCUCAGGGAAGCGCUUCUUGAGGCUGUUGUUCUGUGAUUUUGCAUUUCACUGGUUACUAGGCGUCAGUAAUGUUACAUUGAUUAGACAGCACCAUACUUUACAUUGCCUUAACUUGCACUGCAUAGUCAGUCGUGGAUGCAAAGUCCGACAUGGCAUGAACUAAGAAUAAUACGAGCGCAAAGAUGACUCUAGGGUGUUAUUUUUCAUGUCUAAGGACUCUAAUAAGGGUAUAAACCGUAUUUAACCGUCAUAAACAGGUAUGCUCAGUCUAACCAUGACAAUAUUGAAUUUAUUAAUGUUGAAUCAUACUUCGCGGAAAUGUACUAAUUACGCUCGGGUCUGGAACAUAAAAAUGGUGAUGGCGAUUUAUUUGUGCAUUUCCUACUUUGCCCACCAGAUGUCGGCCUUGCUUUUGCUUUCUAUUUAGGCCCUCCCUACCCCCCCCCAAAAAGAGGCCGGGUGGUGUUGGCUGUGUGGUCACGUGACACUUGUGUCACUGGGAGACAGCAUGGCGGACAUGCAUGUAGACGCUGGCAACAAAUUACUACAUAGAUUGAGGAGCUAACCCAGUCAGCCGAGAGAUAAUAGCAGAGUUCGUCGCCACAACGAGGGGGACCGGCGAGUGACCGAACCCUGAGCGGAAUGGACGACGAGAUUAAACUUGAGUUUCCGUCUCUGCCUGCCGCUAAGGAGGACCUUCUGGAAAUAUUACCAGGACUGUUUUUAGGUCCUUACUCUGCUGCAAUGAAAAGCAAGCUGCAGGUUCUGGAGAGACAAGGCAUAACGCACAUUGUGUGUGUCCGACAAGACAUCGAAGCCAAUUUUAUCAAACCUAAUUUCCCUCAUACAUUUAGAUACCUUGUGUUAGAUAUUGCAGACAAUCCAGUGGAAAAUAUCAUCAGAUUUUUCCCCACAACUAAAGAAUUUAUUGAUGGCUGUUUAGCAACAGGAGGGAAGGUACUGGUUCAUGGUAAUGCAGGGAUCUCAAGAAGUGCUGCCUUAGUGAUUGCAUACCUAAUGGAGACAUUUGGAAUGAAAUACAGGGAUGCGUUCAGCCACAUCCAGGAGAGGAGGUUCUGCAUUAACCCCAAUGUGGGAUUUGUGCAUCAGCUUCAGGAGUAUGAAGCGAUCUACCUCGCCAAACUCACCAUUAAGAUGAUGUCACCCGUGCAGCUGGGCCGCUCCUUCCUACAAGCAGGCAUGCCAGGAAGCCUUAAGCGCAGCCUGGAAGACGACGAGGACUUUGGAGCAAUGCAGGUCGCAACAGCACACAAUGGAUGAGCCUUGCUUACAUUUAGCCACGUGGCGCAUUGCACUCCUUUUGUUUUGACAUUUUUAAUAGGAUUAAAAAUGUAGAUAUUUGAAUCUUUUUUCUAAUGGGGAAAGGGGGGGAGGGACCACUCAUGUCUGAGACAUAGAGGUCUGACCGGGACAAGCAUAUUUGAUAACCUUUUUUGUUUCUUGAGGUGUAUGCACUGAUGGGAGACUUUUGCAAGUUUUAUAGUAUUUAAAGCAUUUUGCAUAUGCAGCGGGACAGUAUUGCAAUAAUGCACUUUCGAUACUUGAAUUAGUGGGGGGGGGGGGGCAAAAGGGAAAGUGGCAUGAACUUUAGGAUCUGAGAGUGAGGGAUAGUUAAUGCCUUUAUUUUGGUGUGUUAGGACAAACUAACUUCCGGCUUAAUGUUGGAUCGUACAGAAUGGAGAGUUAACAAGUUAUUGCAUAAUAAAAAGUUGGACUGACUCCUGUUGGUGUCGUUUGUUCAAGCUGUACAUCCCUCAUAUUUAAAUAGUUACAUAUUAGAUGGAAUUGUUCAUCCACAAGUGACAUUUGGAACAUGUUGACAUUUGUGACCAGGCCAGGGUGUACCCAGCCUCUUGCCAAAAGUCAGCUGGAAUAGGCUGGGAACACUUAAGUGUUUGGUAGACCUGUCAGGAUAAUCGAUUAAUCAAACGAUUAAAAAAAGAACUAAGUCUAAUUUUGCCGCCUCGUUAAAUUGACAUGUGCAUAUAUGCCUGUUUGUUUUCGGUGCCUCUCUGUUCUACACUGGCUGGAUGACAAGAGGGUUCACUCUGCAUGUCUGCGCGCAUUGGUUCUAUAGUGGAAUGAACAGAGAUCGCGAGCCCUCCUCUCAUAUCAUUCAGCCUCUUUGUCCCCCAAUACGUGGAGACGGGGCUACUAGUGAGUGGAUGCACAGAGUGCUGGCAGUUAGCAAGCAAACGCUAACAUGAAUGAAGGCUCAAAAGCCAUGGUUUCUAAGCCGAAUGCCACAGCUCCAGUGUAGCGGUGCAGCAGAGUCUUCGUCCCGACAGUCAACGCUUACUGGGGCAUUUGAUCGGCAAAGUAAAUAUAAAACGAAACAGCGCAAAAUAGCGCAUGCUCACAGACAGUGUCGCUCGCUACAUACAUUGCAAAAGAAAUGCAACCUUUCGAUAUGGUUGAAAAGCCAACAUUUCGGGAAAUGUUUAACAGUACGAAUUGCCAGGGAUAACGUAUUCAUGUACAUGUCGCAAACAGCAAUUCCUGAACUGUAUAACCCAGUGAAAGAAGACGUGAUGAAGAACAUCACAAAGAUCGCAUUUUACUCCGCCACCAGAGAGAUGUGGUCCAGCUCAAAUACGGUAUGACUCCCUACAUUAGUUUAACAAUACACUACAUAACUGCGUGUGUGGUUUUUUAGUGUUUUUUUUCUUAUUGUGAUUUUUAUUUAAGUGCAGUUUUUGCUAGAAAAGACAAGACUCCAUUUUAUUUUCAUCGAGUUUUUUUGGGGGGUCUUUUUUUGUUUCAUUUAUUUAAAGGCUCUUGACAUUCCAAUUACAAUGUUAAAUACUCUUGAGAAAUUAAAAGUUGAUUGUUCUUGAUACGAUGUACUCAUUAUUUUGCCAUAUAAUUAAUGAAUAAAAAUGGUCUCAAAAAAUGUUAAUGGAUUGACAAUUUAUAGGACAAAAUUUGUUGUCGUGACAGGCCCGGUGUUUAGCGUACCAAUUUUACACUAGAAGUUGUAUAUUGGGAUGCAUUAAAAGUGUAGAAUAUGUCAGGUGUGAUACAAUGUCUACUACAGUCCCUCACUAAUGUGACAUAAACAGACUGAUAUGAGAUAUUUUAUUGUACUGCUGCAUUGUAUACAGUAUAUGUGGCAAUAAAUUACAUUAAAUAGGCUAUGUCCCUGUGUUGCCCAGAUAGGGGGGGAAAAAAAUUAAAUAUGAAUUUACAAAUAUCAUUUUUGCACUCAUGUCCCAUCACAAGAAGCGAUCAUUGCAGCGGUCCAAGUAGAAAAUGUUCACUUCCAUACACCCUUCCAGUCUGUCACACAGCAUCUGAACCUUUGUGUUUACUUACUGAACAUAUGUAGGAUUUAUACCAAUAUCACAAAUAUGCAAGAUUAUUUGUGUCAUUGUUGAUUUCUUUUUUUUAGCCCCCCCCCAAAAAAAAAAAAAAAUGAAGUACUGGUUAGUGUUGUAAUCAUACUUCAAAGCCUCUUUGGUUCCUUGCUUUGGAUGGUAAAUUAUUUGUAAUUAUUGUCUUUAAGAACAUCAGCAUGAACAUUCAACGCUAACUGCAGAUGCCUGGCUAAUUCAAUUCAUAUUUUAUGUCACCACAUGCCAGCCAUCACUGUAACAAAAUAAAACAUUUACAGUAACUGAUUAUCCUUUUCUUCAGAGCUUUGCAUUCAGGAGGUAGCCAUGGUUACCACAAUGGCUGCGUCGGGGCUUCGACAUGUGUUUUUAGUUCACGCCUGCUCUGAAGUCAGGACGACGCUCCUCAAACGACUCGACAAUGCACAAUCCAAACCACAAAGUGAUUCCUUGGCCGGCG